This is a messenger RNA of Cynocephalus volans (Philippine flying lemur), 2430 nucleotides long. It is a transcript of the gene ZNF711, whose product is annotated as zinc finger protein 711. Bases 1 to 2430 code for a protein of 809 amino acids. Gene Ontology annotation, cellular component: nucleus. NCBI's taxonomy places the organism in Eukaryota, Metazoa, Chordata, Mammalia, Dermoptera, Cynocephalidae. Gene Ontology annotation, molecular function: metal ion binding; DNA-binding transcription factor activity, RNA polymerase II-specific; RNA polymerase II cis-regulatory region sequence-specific DNA binding. Gene Ontology annotation, biological process: regulation of transcription by RNA polymerase II. The record is from RefSeq and is a predicted model, not a curated record. The transcript is spliced from 8 exons.
AUGGAUUCAGGUGGUGGAAGUCUUGGAUUGCACACAACAGACUCUAGAAUGGCCCAUACCAUGAUUAUGCAGGAUUUUGUGGCUGGAAUGGCUGGUACUGCACAUAUCGAUGGAGACCAUAUUGUUGUUUCAGUUCCUGAAGCUGUAUUAGUUUCUGAUGUUGUCACAGAUGAUGGGAUAACUCUUGAUCAUGGCCUUGCAGCUGAAGUUGUCCAUGGGCCUGAUAUCAUCACAGAGACUGAUGUAGUAACAGAAGGUGUGAUUGUUCCUGAAGCCGUACUUGAAGCUGAUGUUGCCAUUGAAGACGAUUUAGAGGAAGACGAUGGUAAUCACAUCUUGACUUCCGAACUAAUUACAGAAACCGUUAGGGUACCUGAGCAGGUUUUUGUGGCUGACCUUGUUACUGGUCCUGAUGGACACUUAGAACAUGUGGUCCAAGACUGUGUUUCAGGAGUUGACUCUCCCACAAUGGUAUCAGAGGAGGUUCUUGUAACUAAUUCAGACACAGAAACUGUGAUUCAAGCAGCUGGUGGUGUUCCUGGUUCUACAGUUACUAUAAAAACCGAAGAUGAUGAUGAUGAUGAUGAUGAUGUCAAGAGCACUUCUGAAGACUACUUAAUGAUAUCUUUGGAUGAUGUUGGAGAGAAAUUAGAGCAUAUGGGGAAUACACCAUUAAAAAUCGGCAGUGAUGGUUCACAAGAAGAUGUUAAAGAAGAUGGGUUUGGUUCAGAAGUAAUAAAAGUGUAUAUAUUUAAAGCAGAGGCUGAAGAUGAUGUUGAAAUAGGUGGAACGGAAAUUGUCACAGAGAGUGAAUAUACCAGUGGACAUUCCGUAGCUGGAGUACUUGACCAGAGCCGAAUGCAGCGGGAGAAGAUGGUUUACAUGGCAGUUAAAGAUUCUUCUCAAGAAGAAGAUGAUAUCAGUUGCGCUGAAAUAGCAGAUGAAGUUUACAUGGAAGUCAUUGUAGGGGAAGAGGAAGGAACUUCUCUCCCUGAGAUUCAGCUUGAGGACUCUGAUGUUAAUAAAACAGUUGUCCCUGUUGUCUGGGCUGCGGCAUAUGGAGAUGAAAGAAGAGUUUCCCGAAGGUAUGAAGAUUGUCACGCAUCAGGAAAUACUUUGGAUUCAACAUUAGAAAACAGAAGUAGUACAGCAGCACAGUACCUUCAAAUUUGUGAUAGCAUUAAUGCGAAUAAAGUACUUAAACAAAAAGCCAAGAAGAGGAGAAGGGGAGAAACCAGGCAGUGGCAAACAGCUGUUAUAAUAGGUCCUGACGGACAGCCCCUGACAGUAUACCCUUGCCAUAUUUGCACAAAAAAGUUUAAAUCCAGGGGAUUCUUAAAAAGACACAUGAAGAAUCAUCCUGAUCAUUUGAUGAGAAAAAAAUAUCAGUGUACAGAUUGUGACUUUACAACUAACAAGAAAGUGAGUUUCCAUAACCACUUAGAAAGCCAUAAGCUUAUAAACAAAGUUGACAAAACCCAUGAAUUUACAGAAUACACACGAAGAUACAGAGAGGCUAGCCCACUGAGUUCAAAUAAACUUAUUUUAAGAGACAAGGAGCCGAAGAUGCACAAGUGUAAAUACUGUGACUAUGAAACUGCAGAACAAGGACUGUUGAACAGACAUUUACUGGCUGUUCACAGCAAGAAUUUUCCUCAUGUUUGUGUUGAGUGCGGGAAGGGUUUUCGACAUCCUUCUGAACUCAAGAAACAUAUGAGAACCCAUACUGGUGAGAAGCCAUAUCAGUGUCAGUACUGUGUCUUCAGGUGUGCAGAUCAGUCAAAUUUGAAAACUCACAUUAAAUCUAAGCAUGGUAACAAUUUGCCAUAUAAAUGUGAGCAUUGUCCCCAAGCAUUUGGUGAUGAGAGAGAGCUUCAACGCCAUCUGGAUUUGUUUCAAGGACAUAAGACACACCAGUGUCCUCAUUGUGACCAUAAGAGCACCAACUCAAGUGACCUUAAGAGGCACAUCAUAUCAGUUCAUACUAAGGAUUUUCCUCACAAAUGUGAGGUCUGUGAUAAAGGUUUCCAUCGUCCUUCUGAGCUCAAAAAGCAUAGUGAUAUCCAUAAGGGUAGGAAGAUUCAUCAGUGUAGGCACUGUGACUUUAAAACAUCAGAUCCAUUUAUUCUUAGUGGUCAUAUCCUUUCAGUUCAUACUAAGGAUCAGUCAUUGAAGUGUAAAAGGUGCAAGAGAGGGUUCAGACAACAAAAUGAGCUCAAAAAGCAUAUGAAGACCCAUACUGGAAGGAAGAUUUACCAAUGUGAGUAUUGUGAAUACAGCACUACAGAUGCAUCUGGCUUUAAACGACAUGUGAUAUCAAUACAUACAAAAGACUAUCCACACAGAUGUGAAUUCUGCAAGAAGGGAUUCCGAAGACCAUCAGAAAAAAAUCAGCAUAUUAUGAGGCACCACAAGGAGGCUCUUAUGUAA